AUGAUGCACAUGAAUGUCCCGGCAGAGGUCCUCAAGAGCAUUGAUAACAAUGCUGAAGUGAAAGGUAAAUGCCACGUACUUAUUAGGCCAUGCUCCAAAGUCAUCGUCCAGUUUCUAACGGUGAUGAUGAAGUACGGUUACUUUGGUGAAUUUGAAAUCCUGGAUGAUUACACAGCUGGGAAAAUUGUUGUGGACCUCACAGGCAGGUUAAACAAGAGUGGAGGGAUCAGCCCCAGAUUUGAUGAACCACUCAAAGAUCUAGGAAAGUGGCAAAAUACUUUGCUCCCGUCCUAUCGGUUUGGUUGUACUGACACAACCUCCGCUGGCAUCAUGGACCAUGAAUAA
This is a messenger RNA of Canis lupus familiaris (dog), 345 nucleotides long. RefSeq names its product 40S ribosomal protein S15a-like. Lineage: Eukaryota; Metazoa; Chordata; Mammalia; Carnivora; Canidae. Gene Ontology annotation, cellular component: ribosome; cytosolic small ribosomal subunit. Gene Ontology annotation, molecular function: structural constituent of ribosome. The record is from RefSeq and is a predicted model, not a curated record. Gene Ontology annotation, biological process: translation. The transcript has a single exon. The coding region runs from base 1 to 345 and encodes 114 amino acids.